This is a messenger RNA of Ostrea edulis (European flat oyster), 4808 nucleotides long. Its product is annotated as G-protein coupled receptor GRL101-like. Bases 301 to 3660 code for a protein of 1119 amino acids. The record is from RefSeq and is a predicted model, not a curated record. NCBI's taxonomy places the organism in Eukaryota, Metazoa, Mollusca, Bivalvia, Ostreida, Ostreidae. The transcript has 26 exons. Gene Ontology annotation, molecular function: protein binding; G protein-coupled receptor activity. Gene Ontology annotation, cellular component: membrane. Gene Ontology annotation, biological process: G protein-coupled receptor signaling pathway.
CGAAUACAUACCCUACCAGCAUCAUCAAUACCAGCAGGUUCUAAUCUGCAUACAGGUAGAAAACGACGCACAUUGUCGAUUUCUUCACUAUUUUUGUUUUUCUGAUUUGAAGUAGAAUCAACUAAAUAUGAAAAUUAGGAGGCGGUGAUCGUGAUAUAAAUUUAUAAAGUGAGAGUGAUUUUUUUUCCCUUUUAUAUUUUCUAAGACAUUGAUUACAGGAUUUUAGGAUUAUACACAUCUAAAACGAAAAUCCAAUUGAAUGAUGUAAGCAUAUCACCGCAAGAACACUCAAGCAUUAAGAUGACCAUCUUCUUGUUCGUCCUCACCCUUACACUUAAAGGAAUCCUGGCAGUCGAUCCAUUCCUGGUCCAGCAGAACCAGCCACAAAUGGUCGACAGCUGUCAAGGUCAAGAAGUGUUUAUGUGUGACCAAGAUGGUCAAGAGUGCAUCUCCAACCAACUGAAGUGUAACGGAGUCAACGACUGUAGCAACGGCCUGGAUGAAGACAUAGCAACAUGCGGCUGUUUGACCACAGAGUUCCAGUGCAACAGUACGACGUGUAUAGACCUGAUCAGAAGAUGUGACAGAGUCAAUGACUGCAAUGAUGGACUUGAUGAACAAGACUGCAUAACGUACGCCUGUCCACCCACUCACGGGAAAUGUAAAAACCAUUUCUGUGUACCACGUGACAACUUCUGUGACAUCGAGGACAACUGUGGGGACAACAGUGAUGAAAUCAAUUGCGCGUACCCUGAAUGUUACGCCACCCAGUUCGAAUGUCGGAAUAAACAGUGCGUCAACCUGGAUCUACUCUGUGAUGGAUACAAAGACUGUUUUGAUGGAAGUGACGAAGAAAACUGCGAUCGAUAUCACCGGUGUGGCUCGGGGUUCUAUAGGUACCAGAGUAGUGUCUGUGACGGCUUUGUGGACUGUGAGGACCAAUCAGACGAAUCCAACUGUACAACGUCAUGUCGGAAUGGUUUCCGGUGUAAUAAUGGGCGGUGUUUAGGAAUGGCCAAUCGCUGUGACUGGUUUUGUGAUUGCGGGGAGAACUGUGAAGAUGAGAUGGGCUGUGGACCCUCGGUGUGUUCUGCUGGAGACUCGUUCACGUGUAAAUCCCUGUAUGAACUGAACAUAGAGAGAUGUAUCGACAACCAGUACCUCUGUGACGGGCACAAUGACUGUUACAACAACGAGAAGGGCUCGGACGAGAUGUCAUGUCUCUACUCGCUACAGGCCAGCUAUAAUAUGUCGGGUAAAAAUUGCAGUGACUUUGGUCGGGGUUACUUCCCUUGUCCUGAGGGGCGCUGCAUCCCCCGUAAAGCGAUGUGUGAUUAUUUCAUUGACUGUAAGAAUGGCGAGGAUGAGGACCAAAAAUUGUGUGAUAAGUAUUUUAGGAAUUGCUCUCAGGGGGAGUUCCAGUGUCAAAACAGACAAUGUAUAGCCACUUCCUUGCGCUGUGACGGACGCGCGGACUGCUAUGACGGUUCGGACGAGGAGGAAUGUGAUCAAGUCCAAUGUCCUCCAGGCCACAGACGCUGUAAAAGCGGACCUUGUAUUCCGGAAGUGAAAUGGUGCGACUUCUUCCGGGAUUGUCCAGAUGUAUCGGAUGAAAGUGAAUGCAUUCGCCGUACUUGUAACAAGAGCGAAUUUACAUGCCAUAAUGGACAAUGUAUUGAUUCCAAAUACAUUUGCUAUAAGCCCGCCAACAAACGAAUGGGGUGUUCCGAUGGAUCCAAUCUCUACCUCAGCCAGUGCAAGAAAGCCAACUGCUCGUCGGGUCAAUUCAAGUGUCGGAAUUCCUACUGCAUCGAUGAGGUGGCCGUGUGUGACCACAAUAUCGACUGUCCACUUAACUCUUACUGGGACGAGCUCGGCUGUCCCUCACCCUGCCCGUACUUGUCCCGGGAAUGCAUGUGUCGCACUGACGAGAUCGACUGCCGAGGGAAAGGUCUCAGGAAACUACCCACAGACCUCCCCCAGGAACACAACGUGGCCAAAUUUUUUCUAAGUGACAACUUCCUGAAUAACUCGCUGGACAACACCUCAUUCCUGAUAUAUUCCAAGGUCAUUUAUCUAGAUCUCAGCAACAACUCUAUGCGACACGUACCUGUGGGCAUGUUCCGUAAUCUCUUCCGCCUGCUCUCUUUGAACUUGGAGAAAAACAUGAUAAAUGAAUUGGAGGAGGGGACGUUCGUUGGCCUCUACAAUUUACGAAGCUUAUAUAUGAAAGGAAACCAUAUUCAGGAUAUAUCGCCAUACUCCUUGACAGGACUUUCAAAACUUCUGACACUGGACCUAAGCGGACAGCGUCUCCAGUGUUUGUACAAAUUCGGCUUCGUGGGUCUCAGGAGCGUUUCUCGAUUAGAUCUCUCCAGCAAUCAAAUCGAGCACGUGUACAGCGGGGCGUUCAGUGGCCUCGACAGUCUGUUGACGUUAGACCUGUCCAUGAACAAGAUUUCAUACAUCGAUGGAAAUGCUUUCAACGGACUAUCAAAGUUAAAAAUGCUAGAGGUGGACGAGUUCCGGUUUUGUUGCCUUGCACGAGAGGCGGAGAAGUGUGUACCGGAGCCGGAUGAGUUCUCCUCCUGUGAAGAUCUAAUGUCUAACUAUCUUCUGAGGAUCACGAUCUGGAUUCUUGGGGUGAUCGCCUUCUUCGGGAACCUUCUCGUCUUCAUCUGGCGGGUGAGGGACGACAGGAAUGGAAAGGUGCAUUCUUUCCUGAUAACAAAUCUGGCGGUUGGGGACUUUUUCAUGGGAGUGUACCUCCUUAUCAUAGCUGUUGUGGAUAGUUACUAUAGAGGGGAGUAUAUCAUAUUUGACAAAUCUUGGCGGGAGAGUGAGUUGUGUAAAUUCGCAGGAUUUAUAUCUACGUUUUCCAGUGAACUUUCAGUGUUCACCCUGACUGUGAUAACCCUAGAUCGCUUGAUCUGCAUAAUAUUUCCACUCAAAUUAAAACGCCUGGGGAUUAAGCAGGCGUCCAUUGUAAUGCCAUGCAUCUGGAUUGUAGUGAUUCUGCUUUCCGGAAUUCCGUUAUUCGGCCUGGAUUAUUUUGACAAUUUCUACGGAAGAUCCGGUGUUUGUCUCGCGUUUCACAUAACUCCUGAUAAACCUAAGGGAUGGGAGUACUCUGUGUUUGUGUUCUUGGUUUUAAACUUCAUGUCAUUUCUAGUUAUUUUUAUUUCGUACCUAUGGAUGUUUUUAGUUGCCAAAAAAACGACUACUGCGGUGAGAAAGUCGAAGGCGAAGUCAGAUAAAUCUAUGGCCAAAAGAAUGACACUUAUCGUAAUGUCUGACUUUUUAUGCUGGGUACCAAUAAUUCUUCUCGGGUUUGCAUCGCUAGGUGGCGCAACAGUUCCACCGCAGGUGUAUGCAUGGGUGGCGGUGUUUGUGCUACCCUUGAAUUCCGCCAUGAAUCCUGUUCUCUACACUAUAUCCACUGCUCCCUUCAUGAGAAAUAUCAGAAAGAGAGCUUCGCGGUUUCGGAAAUCUUUCACAGGAUCGUCAAGAAAUACCGAUACAAAGAAUUCGUUCAUAGAAAAUUCGUCUCAGAUCUGGAAUCGUAAUUCCAUGUACCGACAGUUGGAGCUCACACGACUACGUGGUCUGAAAAAGACGUACACUCACCACCACGACAAAGGCGGCAGGAUAACGUCGUAAAGCGGGUCCCUCCCGCCCUUUAGCGCGGAGGAAUAGCGUUACCUGCACACAGUAAACACGUGGUAAUAGAGGAAGCAGGGGCAUGGUUUUUUCCAACGUGUUCCGGAUGUGUCGUGUAGUAAAUUAAUUCAGAGUGCAGCGUGAACUGUUCAAGAAAUAAGUUUAUUUAAAAUUGUUACGCCCUAUCGCCGUCGUUGUAACUGUUUUGCAUGAUGUAUAAUGUGUGUGUAACUUGUUACAUUUCUAUAGUCAUUGUGUAAACUUCAAAGAGGGUGUUUUAUGUGACAAUUUGAGCUGCUUGUUCAGUGGAAGAAUUGGUUGUGUGAUGUAUUCUCAUCGCAUGGCAAAAUGGAGUACUAAAUAAAUGAUCACCAUUGAUUUAACGAGUGCAAAAAAUUAUAGUUACUGCAUACCAGGACAUUUUUACCCGACUUGUUACAUUGAAAAACUAGAAUUGUCAUAUUUGCUUUCGUAAGCCGGUUUUGUUUUGUUUUUAACUAUUUUUUCUUGCUACAUUACAGAAAUCAUUUGAUUUGAAUUCGUUUACUUUUUUAAUUUCGCUCUUUAAAGGUUCAAAAUAAGACGAUCGCCAGUGUACGAUAUUUUAGAACUGCAUUACCGCAUUACAGACUAAAGUGCGUGUAGAUAUGAUUAUUAUUUCAUUAAUUGCUAGAUUAAUGUAUUAGGAAUGCAUAAAGCGGUAAAAUGUGCGUGAUUUUGUGAUUUGUAAUAAUUGAUUUGUGUGCAGUGCAGUUUUAUGCGAGAAGUGGGCGUGUUGUGCUGAUUACUGUAGUAAAUGUGCCACGAGGGACAAAUUGAACCAUUAUUUCAGGUUUGAUUUCGUACACUGCUUAUUAAGUUUUUUUGCUCACAAUGUUCACAUGCUUGCUACUCAGAAUAGGGAUUUUAAAUUCUUUAAUUCAAUUUGAUAGGAAAAUUUAUAUUGUAUUACUAAAGUUUAUGGAAAGUGAAUCUUUUGCUGAAAAAAGUUGUGAACAUGUAGGUGUAAGUCCAUCCGAAUACAUUAGGAUGCUAUCGUGCUGAACCUAUUUGCUGUAUUUAAUGGUAUUUGUGCGGGUAUAAUCCGCCGUUGUAAUAUUGAAUUAUAUGUCUACUGUUAAAGUGAAUAAAUUAUUUUUCCUCAUAAA